AUGGAUGAGCAAUGGGUGACUUCUGUCGGGGGCCCUUCCAACUCCUCCGCUCCCCUCACGCCAGGAGGGCAACCACUCAAGAGUCCCAGUCAUUUUCCGCGAUCUCACUUUUACACGGACGGCAGUGACUCCGGCGAGGACUCACACAUUUUGGGAUUCAUGGGCCCCUCUUCUUCCGAAGAUAACUUCAACAGUCACGAAAUGGUUGAGUCAGGGGAGGAAUCUGACGCCGGGACUGCAUCACGAGUCAAGCCAGGGAGUAGCCGACAAAGUGAAGUAGAAGGCGAGAUUGCAGCAUUCGAGGCAGCUGUGGAUGACCAGGCGACGGUUCGAAUGAGUCGAGGAAGUAACGCUUCCAAUUCUAGCGAGGUAAGUUCGGUUAGUAGCGUUGGGCCAAGACAAGCCUCGAGUCUCGGGAAAGCCCCUAUGAGGGAAGACAGCCUAGGUCAUAGUGUUUCUACAGCUGGUUAUCAGGCAGACAUGUCAACGACACUGGACAGAGUUCCAAGCUCGGCUAGCUCUUCUCGGGCAAACACAACCUCGACUAGGUUUGAUCGUAGACCUUCAUAUCAAUCUUCGUCAUCGAGACGAACCUCAACUCACUCUCCUCAGAGCCGACGUACCUCCUCUUCCCACAUUUCGCUCAGGGAGCAGCCGAUAAGAAGCUCGGCUAAUCCCACGGAUUUGUCUUCGGAUGAUGAUGGAACACCAACUAUAUCUCGGUCCUCCUCGGGUGUUACACAACGGCAAACUAGGGAUCGAGAGAUUCUACAUGGUGAAGUUAUAGUUCCCAGAUGGCAGCCGGACUCGGAGGUAACUCGAUGUCCUAUUUGCAAUGCUUGGUUUGGCUGGCUCAACAGGAAGCAUCAUUGUCGAAAAUGUGGCCGUGUGGUCUGCAAUUCUUGUUCUCCGCACCGAAUUACAAUUCCCUAUCAAUACAUUGUGCAACCUCCGGACCAUCCCUCUCCAUACAACUCCAUCGCCUAUAAUCGUCUCCAUGAUCCACAGGGUGAAGGACGCACAAAUACUUUAGAGUUUGGUGGAGGCGAUAGAGUUCGCCUGUGUAAUCCUUGUGUACCUGAUCCUAACGUAGCUCCUCCUCAAACCAACCAGACCGGCUCUAUCACGGAACCGCGACAUAACUUUGGUAUCGGAUAUCACGGCCGAACACAAAGUUCCAUCGUUCCCACUACAUCUAUACCUGGAAGUCUACCAACUGAAUCUCAGUUUCCACUUCAGGAUCAUCGUCCACACACGGUUCGUGGGCAAAGUACUUCUGAUAGAUCUUCAAUAGCUGGGUCAAGUUCAAAUCCUCGAACGGCAGAAGAAUUUCAGCAUUGGUAUAGAGAGCGAGCUUCUUUGAGCUCCGGGCAAGUUACACGUUCGAGGAGCUCAACCGUUGCUGUUGCGGGGCGGGAUACAACCGAAGAUAUGCGUACUUUUCUCAGGAACUUUCGAGGUCCUUCUCCCAGCUUACGAAAUGCACCAGAUGCUCCUACCUCAACAGCAGGUAGACCAUACGUCGUUUCAGGCGAAGACUUACGUACUCGUCCUUUACCACGAGUGCCUCAAAUACCAGAGGAAGAUGAAUGCCCUAUCUGCCACCAUGAACUUCCAUCCACAUCCCUCGCGAAUGCAGAAACUCUUCGAUCUGAACAUAUAAUCUCUUGUAUCGAGCGCACCACAUCUAGGCUUUCUACUGGUACCCCGACUUCAACACCUACCCCACCAAUCCCAUCGGUAACACGGCCAGCUCUGCCUAUCACCCAGACAUCUACUCAAUCAAACUCCUCUCGCGCCUCUGCCUCUUCCACGCCAGUCAUGCCUCCCCCUCUCCCAUCAACUCCAUCAGUUGGACCCUCGCAACCUCGACGCACAGGAGUCUUUUCAUAUAUUGCCACAGAGAAAGAUUGCCAAGAAGAUGCGGAAUGCCAAAUUUGUUUAGAGGAAUACGAGCCCGGGUUGGAAAUGGGCCGGUUGGAAUGCUUUUGCAAGUUCCAUUUGAGUUGUAUCCGGAAGUGGUUUGAAAAACAUCCGGGACGGUGUCCGAUGCAUCAACAUGAUGAAUAUGGAUACUGA
Sclerotinia borealis F-4128 is the source of this 2079-nucleotide messenger RNA. NCBI's taxonomy places the organism in Eukaryota, Fungi, Ascomycota, Leotiomycetes, Helotiales, Sclerotiniaceae. The record is from the annotation of a GenBank genome assembly.